This is a messenger RNA of Glycine soja, 1243 nucleotides long. Its product is annotated as late embryogenesis abundant protein D-34-like. Bases 96 to 884 code for a protein of 262 amino acids. The record is from RefSeq and is a predicted model, not a curated record. Lineage: Eukaryota; Viridiplantae; Streptophyta; Magnoliopsida; Fabales; Fabaceae. The transcript is spliced from 3 exons.
AUCCGGCCAUUUAUAUAAAUUCCAAGUCGCAAAUCCAAAGCCAUAUUCGAACCACACAAAAUUGAACUGUAAUUGUAGUAGUAGACAGUAGCACCAUGAGCCAGGAACAGCUCAAGAAACCUCAAGGGGAGCAGGACCCCAUCAAAUACGGCGACGUUUUCAAAGUCUCCGACGAACUCGCUUUCAAACCCAUCGCGCCAAGAGACGCAGCUCUCAUGCAAGCCACGGAGAACCAAGCAUUGGGCCAAACUCAAAAAGGAGGUCCCGCCUCGGUGAUGCAAUCCGCUGCAACCGAAAACCUCCGCGCCGGCGUCGUUGGCCGCCAAGACAUCUCCGACGUGGCGAGGAACGAAGGCGUGAGCGUGACCGAAACCAAAGUGGGCUGCCACCGCGUCAUCACGGAGUUCGUGGGAAGACACGUGGUGGGGCAGUUCGUGGAGCCCGACGUCCCCAUGAACACCCCAGGCACCGCGCUGGAGCGUGACGCCAUAACCAUCGGCGAGGCUCUCGAGGCAUCGGCCAUAGCCGGAGCAAGCGACAAGCCGGUGGAUGAAAGCGACGCCGCCGCGAUACAAGCUGCGGAGAUGAGAGCGACAGGAAAGAACGAGACAGAGCCUGGCGGGCUGGGCGCCAGGGCCCAGUCAGCAGCCACGCGGAAUACCCGUACUGUGUCCCACUCUCACAAGACAACCUUGUCUGAUGUCUUAACGGAUGCGAAGGAGAAGCUACCAGCGGAUAAGGCGGUGACGCGAGAAGAUGCGGAGGGAGUGAUUGGAGCUGAGCUUAGGAACAAAUUGGACAUGAGAACCACCCCUGGUGGGGUCGCUGCAUCCAUGGCUGCAGCAGCCACACUUAAUCAAAACAGACAAGUGACUGAUGCGUGAAGAUCUCAAGUUUCCAUGCAUCCAGUGGAGUUAAGUGCCAUACCCUGUGGCUGCUGGGGCAUCCAUGGCGAUAGUGUGUAUGUUUAAAUAAAUCAAGUCACUCUGAGUUUGACUAAUAAAAGUACAAUAGUCUUAGUGUGUCAAUUUUCUGCUUUUGUACUUUGUUUUAUUGAUUAUGGUUAUAUUAUUAUAUAUAGUACUUGGAUCCUCGAUCGCACUUUAAGAUUGUUUCUUUUAAUGGUCACUUCAUACCGGAUCAUGUUCAUGAAGCAGAGUCGGGAAUGUCAAAGGACGAAUAGGCCCAUAGCCAUGUUAAUGUGAGCCCUAUAUCGUCGGUGUCGGAAUAAAACGAAGUUCCC